ACCCCAAAAAAGAACUUUUGCUGAAACUGCUGGAGGAGAGGUGAAUUCUACCCCUGAAACCAUGGGUCCUGUCAGCUAUUCGUCAGAGACCUAUGACUUGAGCCAGGUGGAGCUGAGCGGUUACUACGAAGCUGAGAACACCACCCCUUCUUUGGAGGGCUACUUUUGCUUCAACCCAGCCUCAUCUGUGGUUGGCGACCAGAGAGACCCCUUCAGAAAGGUCUUCAUGCCCCUCAUCUAUCUGCUAAUGUUCGUGUUGGGGAGCAUGGGCAAUGCCCUCGUCCUAGUCAUUUUAGAGAGGUUCAAGCGGUCUCGCACGACUACAGAAAACUUCCUUUUCCACCUCACCCUGGCCAACCUGGCACUGUUGCUCACCUUCCCCUUCAGCGUGGUGGAGAGCUUGGCUGGGUGGGUAUUUGGGAAGUUCCUCUGCAAGCUCCUCAGUGCUGUCCACAAGAUCAAUUUCUACUGCAGUAGCAUGCUGCUGGGGUGCAUUGCAGUGGACCGCUACUUGGCCAUUAUCUACGCAAUCCACACCUACCGCAAACGCAGAGCUCGCUCCAUCCACCUCACCUGCACAGCUGUCUGGCUCUGCUCGCUGCUUUUGACCUUACCUGAUCUCAUCUUCAUGGAAGUCUGGACUGACGACAGCAACCGCAGCAUUUGCUAUUUUCCGGAGGUCGGAAUCGAUGGCAACAAUGCCUGGCUGGCAACCCGCUUCCUCUACCACACUGUGGGCUUCUUUGUGCCUCUGCUGGUCAUGUGUUACUGCUACACGGCCGUGGUCCGGGCUCUGUGUCAGUCCCAGCGCCUGCAGCGGCAAAAAGCUGUCCGUGUGGCCAUCCUCGUCACAGGGGUCUUCUUGCUCUGCUGGAGCCCAUACCACAUUGUCAUCUUCCUGAACACUCUUACUAAGCUAGAAGCCUUCACCAAGAACUGCCUCUUGGAAGACCAGCUGGACACGGCCAUCAUGGUGACAGAGGCUAUUGGCUUCACACACUGCUGCCUCAACCCCAUCCUCUACGCCUUCAUUGGAGUCAAGUUCCGUAAUGACUUCUUCCGGAUCCUGCAGGAGCUUGGCUGCAUAAGCCAGGAGACCCUGCAGGACAUCCUGGAAGUGGCGAGGAAGGGCAGAGGGAUCGAGUCUGACAAUACCACCUCUAUCUCCACUUUCUAG
Molecule: messenger RNA, 1177 nt
Organism: Merops nubicus (carmine bee-eater)
Lineage: Eukaryota; Metazoa; Chordata; Aves; Coraciiformes; Meropidae
Gene: CXCR5
Product: chemokine (C-X-C motif) receptor 5
Exons: 2
Coding region: 62-1177 (371 amino acids)
Biological process (GO): G protein-coupled receptor signaling pathway; immune response; chemotaxis
Cellular component (GO): membrane
Molecular function (GO): C-X-C chemokine receptor activity
Source: RefSeq, a predicted model, not a curated record